Messenger RNA from Danaus chrysippus (African queen), 1422 nucleotides. Lineage: Eukaryota; Metazoa; Arthropoda; Insecta; Lepidoptera; Nymphalidae. The record is from the annotation of a GenBank genome assembly.
AUGACGGCAAAAACUCGUUCACAUUGGAAGGAAUAUGGAACAGCGCUCUGUGUUAUAUUUUUUCUCGUUCCAGCUACACUUAUCACUGCAACGGCAGGUACCUGCUACGGAUGGCCAUCACCAACACUUCCAUAUCUAAAAUCAAGCGAGAGUUCGAUACCAACAACAGAGGAUGAAGGAUCAUGGAUAGUUUCUAUCAUGAUUUUAUGCUCAGCAUUAACACCAAUACCAUCGGCUUAUUUGGCCGAUAGAUUUGGAAGGAAGACAACUCUACUUAUUGGAGCCAUACCCUUCAUCCUGGGCUGGGUAUUGGUCAUCGCUGCCAAGUCUGUGGCAUAUCUUUACGUAGCUCGAAUGUUCUCUGGUCUCGGUUAUGGAAUUGUAUACACCGUCGCUCCUAUGUAUACAGGAGAAAUAGCAACAAAUGAAGUCAGAGGCGCCCUCUCAACCCUCAUUACAUUAUUAAAUAAGGUUGGAAUUCUUGGCCAGUACUGUAUUGGCCCCUUCGUUUCAAUGCGAACCCUAGCAGGCAUCAACUUGAUCUUACCCAUUACCUUCGUCAUCACCUUCAUAUUUUUACCAGAGUCUCCUUAUUACUAUCUUAAAUUUGAACGCAGCGAAAGAGCUGAAAAUUCUCUGAGGAGAUUGAGAACCGGCGAUAUAAGACUCGAAUUAAAGAAUAUAGAAGUAAGCGUCCAAGAGGAUAUGAAAAAUAAAGGAACAUGGUGUGAUUUAAUCUCUGAGGCAACUAAUAGAAAAGCCUUAUGGAUAAGUUUGGGAGUUUUCACCAUUCAACAGUUAUGUGGAAGUGCAGCUGUAGUGGCCUAUGCACAAGAAAUUUUCGCAAGCACAGAAACCAAAAUUCAGCCUUACCAAGAAUCUAUUAUUCUAGGCUGCGUUCAAGUAGCAACAUGCUGCCUGUCAGUGGUUCUAGUAGAUCGUCUGGGUAGAAAACCAUUGUUGCUGCUGUCAGCUCUCGGCGUGGGAUUAAUGAAUGGUGCUCUUGGAACAUACUUCUAUUUCGAAAACACAAAUAAGUCUUCAGUGACACCAUUAUUCUGGUUACCCAUCGCUGCUCUUCUUAUUUACAUCGUUUGCUAUGCCAUUGGUCUAUCGACGGUCCCCUACGUGAUUAUCAGCGAAAUGUUCCCAACGAAUGUAAAACUAUAUGCAUCCUGUGUAGCACACAUUUACACUGGAGUAUGUAUGUUUGCAGUUCAAAAACUUUUCCAGGUUGUAAAAGAUCUAUGCGGGAUAUACACAGUAUUCUGGGGCUUCUCAGCGUUCUCUAUACUGGGUUUGGUUUUUAUGCUCGCCGUGCUACCAGAAACGAAAGGCAAGUCCUUCGUUUCAAUCCAGGCACAGUUGAGAAGAGACGUAGCCCGGGAUAACGCCAGAAAACUUAUGACCGUUGAGUAUUAA